Physella acuta is the source of this 4761-nucleotide messenger RNA. Its product is annotated as SH3 domain-containing protein 19-like. NCBI's taxonomy places the organism in Eukaryota, Metazoa, Mollusca, Gastropoda, Physidae. Gene Ontology annotation, molecular function: protein binding. The record is from RefSeq and is a predicted model, not a curated record.
UAAGGAAACGCAUCUAUCAACAUUUCAACAAAAACAAAAAAUAACCCAAUUGUGACUAAUUCCUUGGAACAUUUAAAAAUGACGUUAGAUUUAGCACUCUAACUAAAAUAAAAUUGAUUAUACCUAAAAAAAAAAUGCCACAUUAUUUUAUAAUGAAUUUAACUUUAUUAGGUAUUUGUGGUAAGAAAUAGCCGCCCAUUUCGAAGUCAUGGGGGACAGUGACAACGAAAAUGUGGGAGGAGCCCCACUUCCUCCUGCUAGAAAUAGGACCAAACCUACCGUUAUAAGACCGGUAUCCAAAGCACCAACAGAUGGUAAUAAUGACAAACCAGCCACACAAGCACCACAGCGCCCAGCACCACCUGUGGCUCGACCCCCGCCCCCUGUCCAAAGACCAAGUGAUCCUGUCAAAACUGUCAAAACAGAGCCUGAACACCAACCAACAUUACCUUCAGGAAAUGGAUCUAGAAAUUCUGUUAAAGUUAAACCAUCAGUUGCUGCUACAGGAAAAAGGAAAUUGGAAAUCACUGUUGUGGAUGCUCGUCCAAUGAGUGAAAUAGGAUUUCGAGACCUAAAAGGUGGAGGCACUGUUUCCACACCAGUGUCUGCUGCCACUACUGGAACAGGAAGUGAUGCAAUUAAAGCUGUGAAUUCUGAUGCCCCGGUGGCUCCUCCAUGUGAGAGGGUUGCCCCACCCAAACCACAGCGACCUGCAAUGUAUAAGCCACAGCAGCAAGCCCAAGGGACAGGCAACUCUCCACAUAAUGAUGACCCAGUUCCUCCCCCUAAGCCAGCCAGACCUUCCAUGAUUAUUCCAGCCAGUAGCCAGCCGGAGGACACCAAAGCGCUGGACGCUAAUGCCAAUCUCUCAGCUGUGCCACCCAGACCUGCGCGGCCCACGAUUAUACGACCACAGUCAAACGUACAGACAACACCAGAUCAUUCCUCAGCUGAGAGUCCAACACCUCCGAGCCGCCCAAAGCCUCCACUACCUGCCUCAGCACCCUCUGUACAAGCCGCCCACGUUACCACGGCAACCGCUGUCCCAGUUCCCAGAGCUAGGUCCUCCAGAGCAAGUGAUGCAGACAACUCUACUGCUGCUGAUAAAAAAGUUUCACCUGUUCCAUCCCCGCGUCCACGAAACAAAAUAACUUCCAGCACUGAUUCAGAAGUACAGCCUAGCCCAGAAGCCAAAACAGAAAUAACAGUUACCUCCCCUGACGUACACGCCAAACCUCCACCCAAGCCCCUUCCGUCAUCUUUAGAACCCCCACCCAGACCAAAAAGACCAUCGGCCUCCCCUACAGCUGUACACAAGACACCCACACAACUACCCAGCAAAGAUACUGAAACGUCACCUCCACAUAAAGCUGACCAGUAUGUUGAUACGACACCAAUCUACGCCAAAAUCAGCAAACCUACACACCCUGAACCUGUUCAAGAAGCUCCACCAACUGAACCUCCUUUCAAAGUCAAGCUGAAGCCCACAGUACCAACAGAAGACACAAAAACAAAUGGUGUGUCAAUUAGUCCAGAUAGCAAGGGUGAUCCCACCUCCCUCUCUGAAGAAUCUCAGGUUAUUCUUAGAACCAAGGGAAGGAACUCAAUCUCCCAUGAUGAACCAGACCAAAGCCCUCCACCAAUAAAACCAAAACCUAUUUCCGGAGCUUUCCUGGCCAAAUUUGAACAAACUGAAGAACAUUCUAGAAACCCGCCUGUUCCAGCUAAGCGCCCUGUAACAAUGAUAGCCCAUACAGAGCAGAGCCAGAAAGUAUCGGAGUCGUCAGCUCCUACCGUUGCACCUAAGAGACCUAUCACAAUCAUUGGUGGGCCUCAUAAAUCUCUGGCCAAACCUACAGCAGACACACCAACAGAGACCCAAACUGGCAACUCUCAUGAGGAUAUAAGUGGGUCAAUAUCCAAGCAAUCACCAACCAGUAAACAACCACCUGUAACACCUACUUCAUACGGCCCAGCUAUUCCAAACAAGCCAUUGGACCACCCAGCAAGUGAAAAUGUUUCAUCAAAUUUCUCAUCUGACGCUGACAAUGGUCAACAAAAAACAGACAGUCACACAUUCCAUGAGGAAACUCCUCUGGUUAAACCAGCGAAUGCACCGGCUAAACCAGCGGCUGCACCGGUUAGACCUACUGAAACACCAGGUAGACCGGCAACUGGUCCAGUGAAACCAGCAAAUGUUCCUGUUAAACCCGAAACUUCUGUUAAACCCAGGGAAGCUCUGCCUGUUAACCCUUCAGAAUCUCUUCCUGUUAAACCUGAAACUGCUGCCGCUCAACCAGAAACUGCCCCUGUUAAACCAUCAACUGCCCCAGCUAAACCUGCUACUGGUCCAGUAAAACCAUCAACAGAGCAGAAACCUACAAAGCAGCUUAAGUUACCUCCCCGACCCAGUCCUGGCCACCCACUGUAUCACUACAUGCUGCCCUACCCACAUGGGGUGGCACUACACGGCUACACAGCACACCAGCCAGAUGAGCUUAGUUUCAAGGCAGGGGAGACAAUAUUGCUGGUGAGGAAAGAAGACGAACAUUGGUUAGUUGGUAAAUGUGGUGAUCAGGAAGGCCUGUUUCCUGCCAAUUUUAUUGAGGUUAAGCGUGAAAUUCCAGUUGAGGGGGCACAAGGAGCAAGCUGGAAAGAUGCUUUAGAGGACUGGCCAAUAUCUGUUGAUGAGAACAAAACUGAUGGUGACACAGUGGAGGGGCCGAGGUGUAGGGCCAGAUUUGACUUUGAAGGUGAUGGUGAAGGAGAGCUGGCUCUAGAAGAUGGAGACGUCGUACAGCUACAGUCUCGUGUGGGCACAGAGUGGCUGAGGGGAGAGGUCAGAGGUCGUCAGGGAAUCUUCCCAUCAUCCUUUGUGGAGAUCAUUGAGGAUCUGCCAGCUGACGGCUGCGUUGGUGAGGAUGUUUUCUCCGCUCAAGGGACGGCCAUAUUUGAUUUUGAUGGGGAAGAAGGAGAACUAACAUUCCAGGCAGGGGACACAAUCAACAUUUUGAAUCUGAUCAAUGUGGAGUGGCUCUAUGGGGAGUGUCAUGGUAAAAAAGGCCAGUUCCCAGCAUCGUUUGUCUCCCAUGUUCCACCAAACCUCCCACUAAUGAAGCAGUCUGGCGCUGCUGUCAAGACGAGAGAAAAUCUACCUCAGAAAAAAGGUGAGGGACAAACUGGCAGUCAGCCGUUGCCUAGGAAACCUGAGGAGAAACAAGUGGAGACGGUGGAGGAGGAGGUGGAGGGCCCUGUGUUUGUUCUCAAGUCUAAGGAGACAACUUUGGGCUACUGCCGUGGGAUCUCUGAUUACCUCGACCCACCUCUGGGGGACCUGCCAUUUAAGGUUGGAGACAGAAUUGAGAUUCUGGAAUUUGUGGGGGAGGAUUGGGCCAGGGGCAGGCUGGGUAAAAAGGAGGGCAUGUUUCCUCUUAGAUGUGUGGCUGAGGAGGUCAUUGACCCUGACCAUGUGGAGCCAGUACCAGAACCUGUUGUGAAAGAAAAACUUUAUGGGCGUGUCAUCCAUGACUUUAAUGGAGAAAAUGAUGAUGAUCUGACAAUUAAGGAAGGAGAUGUGGUGGAGAUGGAGGAAAUAGCCGACACAAGGGGCAACUGGAGGUGGGGGCGACUCAAUGGUAAACGAGGAAUGUUUCCCGUCAUUUUUGUGGAGGCCUUGUGAAAAUGUUACGAGGAAAGUUUCUUGUCAUGUUUGUGGAGUCUAUGUGAAAAAUGUUCCUUUCAGAAGUCUUGCAGUCUAGAUAGUUUUGAAAUUAAAAUAUCAGAUUUAUGCAAAAAAUAAGAAACAGUUUUAAAAUAACAGUUGAGUAAGGCUAUAAUAAAAGGUAGACAAUGGCUGAACCCAAGUGCAUGGUUGUUUCUCAACAUGUUGUUAACAUUGCUGUAAAACUUUGUUAACUACUGAAAUUAUCUUGAUAUGUAUACCUUAAAAACAUACAUAUAUUUAUAUAUAUAUGUAUGUAAACAAAUAUAUGUAUGUAAUAUUUGUUAUACUUUUACAUUGAACUAUACAAACAAGGUUUGCUGAAUGAAUUUUCUUCUGUCUAGAUUCCACUUUUUCUACACACUAGUGUCAAUUCGGUAGACAUAAGGAAAUCCUUUUUAAAAUCCCAAAUAAUUUACUUUCUACUGUAUCCAAUAAAAAGCUAUGGUACUUAUAAUUUUUCACAUCUUUACAACUCUACUAAUUUUAAAAACGUUUCAAUUGGGGUUUUAUACAACGCUUACAACAUACUUGUAAAUUUGUAUUGCUUUUACUUGUGCCAAUUCAAAAAAAAAAUCAGUAUUUAAAAAAAAAAAUGUUUAAAAUGUAUUGUUCUGUUGAAUAACCUGUUUACAUUUUUAAAAUUCUCAAUUUAACUCCUGUACCAAAGUGACUUACAAUUAUUGAUUUUAAACCUUUGUAUUUGUUCUGGGAGAAUACAAAGUUAUUUUAUUAGGCUAAUUUGGAGUUAUCUUUCACUGUAGGGUUCAGAGUGGGCCAAAAUGGCAUACUGGGUUUCUACAAAUGUUAGUGUUGAAAUAUGCAUAAUUACAAAAAUGUACUUUUAAUAUUGGUAUUUUGGUUGUAAAUAUUAGGAUAGCUCUACCGUUUGAAAAGAGUGUCUAAAGCCUUUAAGACUUUUAAAGCCUGUUUCUGUUACAAAAUGUGCAUGCAACACUAUUUCCACACUUUUUUUAAUAACAUUAAAAGGUUAUUUUGAAAUCUAGUUUUUUUAGAAGCCAUUUAUGUUUGAUAAUUUG